AUCUAAUGCAAAAAAAUGAGGCUCGUCGAGUUGCUUAUGUUGAUGAGAAAACCACUGAAAGGGAUGAGAAGGAGUAUUACUCUGUUCUUGUUAAGUAUGGCCAACAGUUGCAGAAUGAGGUGGAAAUUUACCGAGUAAAGUUGCCUGGGCCCUUGAAGCUUGGGGGAAGGAAAGCCAGAAAAUCAAAAUCAUGCCAUCAUCGUCACCCGUGGUGAUGCAGUCCAGACUAUUGAUAUGAAUCAGGACAACUACUUUGAGAAAGCUCUUAAAAUGCGAAAUCUCUGGGAAGAAUACAGGCAUUACUAUGGUAUCCGAAGACCCACUACUUUGGGAGUUAGGGAAAACAUUUUUACUGGUUCUGUUUCUUCUCUUGCCUGGUUCAUGUCAGCUCAGGAAACAAGUUUUGUCACCUUAGGCCAGAGGGUUUUGGCAAAUCCUUUGAAGGUUAGAAUGCAUUACGGUCACCCAGAUGUAUUUGACAGAUUUUGGUUCUUGACUCGAGGUGGUAUCAGUAAAGCUUCCAGAGUGAUCAGCAUAAGUGAGGACAUCUUUUCUGGAUUUAAUUGUACUCUUCGUGGAGGGAAUGUCACUCACCAUGAAUACAUUCAGGUUGGCAAAGGCAGGGAUGUUGGGUUGAAUCAAGUAUCAAUGUUUGAAGCAAAGGUUGAGAAUGCAAUGGAAAGUAACUGCAAUAACAAUGAAGCACUUGGUACCAUCUUGAAUCAACAGUUCAUCAUCCAACUUGGACUUUUCACUGCCCUUCCCAUGAUUGUAGAAAAUUACCUUGAGCAUGGGUUCCUUCAAGCCAUCUGGGAUUUCUUGACAAUGCAGCUCCAGCUUUCAUCAGUUUUUUACACAUUCUCAAUGGGCACUCGUAGUCAUUUCUUUGGUCGGACUGUUCUGCAUGGUGGGGCGAAAUAUCGAGCUACUGGUCGUGGUUUUGUUGUUGAGCACAAGAGAUUUGCUGAAAUCUAUAGACUCUUUGCUCGUAGGCAUUUUGUGAAAGCAAUUGAGUUGGGCUAAUACUUGUAAUUUAUGCAUCACAUAGUC
Messenger RNA from Vigna angularis (adzuki bean), 1050 nucleotides. Its product is annotated as callose synthase 11-like. Gene Ontology annotation, biological process: (1->3)-beta-D-glucan biosynthetic process. Gene Ontology annotation, cellular component: 1,3-beta-D-glucan synthase complex; plasma membrane. Gene Ontology annotation, molecular function: 1,3-beta-D-glucan synthase activity. The transcript has a single exon. The record is from RefSeq and is a predicted model, not a curated record. Bases 235 to 1023 code for a protein of 262 amino acids. Lineage: Eukaryota; Viridiplantae; Streptophyta; Magnoliopsida; Fabales; Fabaceae.